AUGGUUGCCCCUAAAACUUCCAAAGCAUUGAAAGACACUAAGCUCUUUGAGCCCAUCAAGGUCGGCAGAAACGAGUUCUCCAACAGAAUUGUAUUCGCUCCAUCUACCAGAUUCAGAGCUUUAGAGGACAAUUCUCCUUCUGAUCUUCAAUUGGACUACUACGAUGACAGAACCAAGUUUCCCGGUACUUUGAUUAUUACUGAGGGUACCGUGCCAUCUACAAAGACAGGCACCUACCCACAUGUUCCUGGUAUCUUCAAUGAAGACCAUGUUAAAGGCUGGAAGAAGAUCAACGACAAGAUCCACGAAAACAAGUCGUUUUCUUCCAUCCAGCUCUGGGGCUUGGGCCGUGCUGGAGACCCUGCUCAGGGUAAGAAGGAGGGCCAAAAGUACAAGGCUCCUUCUGCCAUUUACCAGGAUGCAGAUGCUGAAAAGGCUGCCAAAGAAGCUGGUAACGAAUUGGAGCCUUACACCACGGAGGAAGUUGACGAUUUGAUUGAGGAGUACGUCAAGACGGCCAAGAGAUCUGUCGACGCUGGAUUCGACUAUGUGGAGCUUCACGGAGCUCACGGUUACCUUAUCAACCAGUUCCUCGAAGCCUCUUCCAACCAGAGAACCGACAAGUACGGUGGUUCCAUUGAAAACAGAGCCAGGUUCGCCUUGACCCUUGUGGACCGUCUUUCGGAGGAAAUCGGUGCCGACAGGUUGGCCAUUAGAAUUUCCCCAUGGGCUAAGUUCUUGGGGAUGAAGAGUGAGGAGGACAAGGAAGCUCACCCAAUCGCUACAUACGCUUACUUGUUGGGCCAAUUGCAACAGAGAGCUGAUGCUGGCAAGGAACUUGCUUAUGUUUCCAUUGUGGAGCCCAGAGUUGCAGGAAAUCUAGAUGUCAAUGCCGAGGAUGUUGUUGGAGACAAUGGUUUCAUCAAGCUCAUCUGGAAGGGUAUUCUUCUCAGAGCCGGUAACUACACCUACGAUGCUCCCGACUUCAAGCAGCUUUUGGACGAUCUUGAUGACGGUCGUACGUUGGUGGGUUUCUCCAGGUACUUCAUUUCGAAUCCUGAUCUUGUUGCCAGACUCCACGACGGUAAGGAAUUGACUCCUUAUGAUAGAGACAGCUUCUACCGCCACGACAACUGGGGCUACAACACGUAUCCUCACGUGGCCGGCAAGGAGAAGUUUGACGAGGAGGCCGAAAAGGCCCGCAAGCCUGCUCCAAUCAAGGCAUAG
This is a messenger RNA of Candidozyma duobushaemuli, 1227 nucleotides long. Its product is annotated as alkene reductase. The transcript has a single exon. The record is from RefSeq and is a predicted model, not a curated record. NCBI's taxonomy places the organism in Eukaryota, Fungi, Ascomycota, Pichiomycetes, Serinales, Metschnikowiaceae. Bases 1 to 1227 code for a protein of 408 amino acids. Gene Ontology annotation, molecular function: NADPH dehydrogenase activity; FMN binding.